Rhizophagus irregularis DAOM 181602=DAOM 197198 is the source of this 1692-nucleotide messenger RNA. RefSeq lists its product as uncharacterized. NCBI's taxonomy places the organism in Eukaryota, Fungi, Glomeromycota, Glomeromycetes, Glomerales, Glomeraceae. The record is from RefSeq and is a predicted model, not a curated record.
AUGGAUAAUAUGGAUAAUAUGGAUACGACAAUAAUAGAAAACGAAGAAGAGGUCUCGACGUGGGUUAUCAACAACAAGAAGACAUGUAUGAAAGCUUUUUUCAACCCGUUUUACGAUAUUUUUGAUAGAUUUUUAGUAGAAGUCGUGAAGUGUAAAAAAAUUGAAGAAUAUAUAGACUUGGAAACAAUGAUAAUAAAAAGUACUUCUGUUUCUAAACCGGGAAAGAUACCUAUACGCCUCAACAAACCGGAGACGAAAGUACCAGCGGUGUAUUAUUUUUUAUCUUUAUUCCUAAUAAAAUUUGCAGGAGUACAUGUUGAUAGUGUUGUAGAAUUUCUUCUUCGCCGUGAGUAUACUGCGGCGGUAUCACUUAAACGAAUAGAAACACGGUAUUCAGACCUACAAAAAAAAUUUGAGGAUUUGGAAAAAAAAGUGGAAAAUAGUGCAGAUAGUGCUUUGAUAAACGGAUUAGUCAUCAUACAAGAUCUAGAAAAUAAAAUUAGAAAUUUAGAAGCAGAUGUCAUAGCAAAAGAACGAAUAAUAUUAGAGAAAAAUGAGACGAACAAUAGUUUAUGGGAAAAAAUAAAAGAAAAAAAAGAGGAACAGCCAACGAGUCAAGCGACAGAUAUGGAAAUAGAUAAAAAGACGCAGAAAAAGAAAAAACGCCCUACAAAUAAAAAAAGAAAAAGGGCGCAAGCAAUUGCUAAAACUGGAAUGAUCACCGAUUUGGUGAUCGAUAAAGGAGAUAAAGAUAAAGAUUAUUUGGAAAAACAUUUUGCUGACAAGUCACAUGACAUUACUUUUUACGACAUACCUGCGUAUUGGAGUGACGAGGAAAUUUUAGGAUUGCUAAAUGCAAAUGUGGGAGUAGUUGAAUUCAUUAAUUUUAAACGAUGUCAUAAGUAUAAGACCGACGACGAUAUUUCGGUUAUAAAAGAAAUGGUGAAAGCGUUUCACGCUUUCUUUGGAAAAAUUAUCAGAGUCAAAGGGAAAAGAUUUAUUAUUUUGUAUUUUAACAAACAAUCAGAUUUGAUGUCGGCAAUUAAUAAAUCCAUAGAGACAUCUGAUAUCGGAAGGGGAUUAUGGAUCAAGAAAGAAAACGACUACAUCGAUGAUAAUGGCGAAUUACAAGAAGACAUUCCGCACCAUCAAGAAGGCAUAAUCAAUGGUAGCCAUGAAGGAAGUUUCAUAAUCCAAACAAACUUAACAAAUAAAAAUAUAGAAAACAGCAAAAACAUAUUAAAAGAUUUAAAUACAGCAAAAAUAGCAAAAAACUAUAAAGAAAAGGUUUCACAGGAAAAUGAAUGGGCAAGAGAAAAUGAAAGAGAAAGUGAAAACGAAAGGGGAUGGACUUCUGAAGGACGUACUUUUAAGAUUCGUUCAGGUGAACUUCUGAUGAACGGAAAACCAAGAUUCGAUCGAGUGGAGUGGGCUUCCGACCUUCGGAAAAGAAAAACCAAGAUUUGUUUGGGUGGGCUUCCAAAGAAUGAAAACCCAAAGAUUUGUUUGGGUGGACUUUCGAAGAACAAAAACCCAAAGAUUCGUGAGCUUCCGAAAAAUGGAACAACCCAAAGAUUUGUCGUGUGGGCUUCUGAAGAACAGAAAAACCCAAAGAUUCGUAAGUUCAUGAAGAACAGAAAACCAAGAUUCGUUGGCUUCCGAUCUUUGGAAAAGUGGAACCAAGAUUCGUGA